GAUGGUGGUGGGAGGCAGCAGUGUGCUUGUCACACAGGGAAAUAAUCAUCAGCUCCCCAUCCAGGCUCAGCCCCUCUCCAGUGAUGGAGCCUCCUCCUCUCCAUUCAGCACACUCAGAUGCCUGUGUGCUCUGCUAGCAGCGCUCCUCUUCCCUGGGUACCCGGGCUGCCCUCUCUGGAGCCUGGCAUGGGCACACAAAUGGACAAUGCAGGAGGAUUACCGGAGGAGAUAGGACUGCACCCUGACAGCUCACCCUCCAGAGCAGAAUUCUCCCCAAAAAAUCUCCACAGGAUGUGAUUCUCGGCAUUAUGACUCUUCUUGGAGGGGAAAAUUCGGACUAUGACUACAGUGCGCUGAGUUGCGCCUCUGACGCUUCGUUCAACCAAAACUUCUUUACCGAGACUGAAUCCUUGAAAGGGAUAUUUUACAAAAGGGCUAAGCUCAUACAGCCAGGGGAGGACCUCUUUAAUAGCAUACACCCGGAGGACCGCAAGCACCAUGCCAUUAUUAAUGUCGGUGGCAUUAGGUAUCUGCUCCCAUGGACCACUUUGGAGGAGUUCCCGUUGACGCGGCUGGGACAGCUAAAGUUGUGCAACAACUUUGAUGAGAUCCUGAGCAUAUGUGAUGAUUAUGACGUUACUUGCAAUGAGUUUUUUUUCGAUCGGAACCCUGGAGCCUUCAGGACUAUUUUGACAUUCCUGCGUGUAGGAAAACUGCGUCUCUUGCGCGAGAUGUGCGCACUUUCCUUCCAGGAGGAGCUCCUCUAUUGGGGGAUUGAAGAGAACAGCCUGGAAUGGUGCUGUAAAAGACGGUAUAUUCAAAAGAUGGAAGAGUUUGCUGAGCUCAACCUCCAGGAGGAUGAGUUGAUUGAAAGUGAAAAUGUUUCUGAGCCAGAGGAUGAGAGCCGGUCAGACAAGUGCAUGCGUCAUCUCAGGGACAUGGUGGAGAAACCGCAGUCCGGACUUCCGGGGAAAAUCUUUGCUUGCUUGUCAGUCUUAUUUGUGACAAUCACAGCGGUGAAUCUCUCUAUCAGCACCAUGCCCGAGUUGAGGGAAGAAGAGGAAAAAGGGGAAUGCUCCACCAUGUGCUACAACAUCUUUAUUGUGGAGUCGGUCUGCGUGGGUUGGUUCUCUCUGGAAUUUGUCUUGCGCUUCAUCCAGGCGCCCAGUAAGUUUGCAUUCUUGCGGCAGCCACUGAACCUAAUAGACGUGGUGGCCAUCCUGCCCUACUAUAUCGCGCUGGUCGUGGACAACACUUCAGGGGGGCAGAAGAAAUCAGGAACUGGGAACAUCUACCUGGAUAAAGUGGGCCUUGUGCUGCGCAUACUUCGUGCCUUGAGGAUCCUGUAUGUCAUGCGUCUGGCUAGGCACUCCCUAGGGCUACAGACAUUGGGCCUCACUGCCCGCCGUUGCACCCGCGAGUUUGGCCUGCUGCUCCUCUUCCUAUGUGUAGCCAUUGCCCUUUUUGCCCCGCUGCUUUACUUGAUUGAGAACGAGAUGGCGGACUCGCAGGAGUUCACAAGCAUCCCUGCUUGCUAUUGGUGGGCUGUUAUCACCAUGACGACGGUAGGGUAUGGUGACAUGGUGCCUAGGAGCAUACCAGGCCAGGUAGUAGCCCUCAGCAGCAUCCUAAGUGGAAUUUUACUGAUGGCUUUCCCUGUGACCUCAAUCUUCCAUACUUUUUCCCGGUCCUACAUCGAGCUAAAGCAGGAACAAGAGAGACUCAUCUGCAGGAGGGCGCAGCUGCUGAUGAAGACCAAGUCGGAGCUAAUCAAUAACUUGCACGGAAGUGACAUACUUUUUGAGAGCAUGUCUUCUGAGUCAAAAGACAAUGACUGAGAGGGGGACAUGGCACUGGUAAAUGGGCUUGUCUGACCAUUGGGUAGAAUGGUCUCGUCUGCCUCCACCCUCCAAAAAAAAGUGCUACCCCCCAAUAAUAAUAAUACUGAGUAUUGCCAUACAUAUCCAGCUCACAUAAAUCAACUGGCCAAGUUAAAAAAUGGUUUUCCUCUAGUGCAGAACUGAUGGCGCAUUAGAAGUGUAAAUCUUUAGCAGAAACCCAUUCUCUAGAGACGGCAGGAAGAACAUCAGCAGAGUGAUCAUCCAACAGCCUUGAUGUAUGGGCUCCAGGGUAUUUUUGGAAAUGGGGUAUACUUUUUGGACACCAACUCUCAGAAUGUAGGGAUGAAAAUGAAGGCUUGUAAGGAAAAUCGGGAAGAUGUGAGUUAUCCACAAGCUCACACUCUUGCCGCGUACACACGGUCGGAAUUUCCGACAAGAAAAAUUUGAUGUGAGCUUUUGGUCGGAAAUUACGACCGUGU
Messenger RNA from Rana temporaria (common frog), 2320 nucleotides. RefSeq names its product potassium voltage-gated channel modifier subfamily G member 1 (gene KCNG1). The record is from RefSeq and is a predicted model, not a curated record. Gene Ontology annotation, biological process: regulation of delayed rectifier potassium channel activity; potassium ion transmembrane transport; protein homooligomerization. Bases 309 to 1838 code for a protein of 509 amino acids. The transcript has 3 exons. Gene Ontology annotation, molecular function: delayed rectifier potassium channel activity. Lineage: Eukaryota; Metazoa; Chordata; Amphibia; Anura; Ranidae. Gene Ontology annotation, cellular component: membrane; voltage-gated potassium channel complex.